AUUACAGAUAAAGGAAUCAAAAUGUUAUCAAAAUCAUGUCAAGGAUUAACAUCAUUAAAUGUAGCAGAUUGUGGAAAAAUUACAGAUCAAAGUAUUAUAAUGAUUUCAAAAGGUUGUCUAAGAUUACGACAAAUUCGAUUAUCGGAUUGUCCAAGAAUUACAGAUCAAUCUAUUGAAGCUUUAAUAUUAAAUUGUUCAAGACUUUGUUGGUUAGAUAUUGCACGUAUUGGAAGAAUUACAGAUUCUACAGUUCGUCUUAUUGCUAAUACAUGUAAAGAAAAUAUGGAAUGGUUAAAUUUGGCACGUCCUUCACCUAUAGAAGCAGUUUAUUCAUCAGCUCUUGCAAGUCCUACACUUCUUCCAGUAUCAUCAGUUGGAGGGAAUUUUCAUAGUAAUGAAGAAGAUGAAAUUACAGAUCAAUCAAUUAUAAUGUUGGCAAAACAAUGUCCAAAUCUUCAAUUACUUGAUUUAUCAUAUAUGAACUCUAUAACAAAUCGAGCUAUUGAAGCAAUUGCAAAUAAUAGUUUUUCACUUAUAUGUCUUACUAUUAUUGGAUGUAGAUUAGUAACUUGUGACUCACUUAGAUAUUUAGCACAAUUAAGACGAAAAUCAGGACAUUUAGGAUGUAUAACAAUGGGAGAUGCGGUUGGAAUUACAGAAGAAGAUAUAGAAAGUAUUACAAAUGAACCUGAAGGAUUGUUGAGUGGAUGGCAAAAGAGUUCAGUAGAUGAAAAUAGUUUGAAAGAAAUCUUGGAAGGUGUAAGUUGGGAAGCAGUUGGAACGUGGUAA
Molecule: messenger RNA, 789 nt
Organism: Racocetra persica
Lineage: Eukaryota; Fungi; Glomeromycota; Glomeromycetes; Diversisporales; Gigasporaceae
Source: the annotation of a GenBank genome assembly